Messenger RNA from Pieris napi, 12221 nucleotides. Its product is annotated as hydrocephalus-inducing protein-like. The record is from RefSeq and is a predicted model, not a curated record. The transcript has 65 exons. Gene Ontology annotation, cellular component: axoneme. NCBI's taxonomy places the organism in Eukaryota, Metazoa, Arthropoda, Insecta, Lepidoptera, Pieridae. Gene Ontology annotation, biological process: axonemal central apparatus assembly; cilium movement. Bases 11 to 12187 code for a protein of 4058 amino acids.
UCUUUUUGGAAUGUCGUCACCGGUUCAAAUUUGUCGCAUAAAUGGGUGUGGUGUGCGGCCUAUAGUUACUUGUACACCAAUAGCUCUUCAUUGGGGCCAAGUUAAAUUACUAACAAGAACUCAAAAAACGCUUACACUUUGUAACGACUCUCCAGUGGUGGUCAAUUUUAGAGCCUCUCUGUUGAACCGCGAUGGUCGUUGGCAAAUUUACCCUACAGAAGGAUUUAUUGAACCAGAAGGUGAAACAGAUCUUACUCUAUCUCUAUAUCUUAUUGAUGCUGACAGCUAUACUAAUAAGGCUGUCAUUCAGUUGGAAAGAGUCAAAGAUAUUUUGGUUCCACUAUCGGCGACUGGUGUAGGAACGAGUAUUUUAGUUGGUGAAUUUAGAGACAGGGUAGUGCUUGGAAGGCAUUUUACUAAAAUACCGUUGAACGGUCAAGUGAUAAUGGAAAACUGUGGGACACGAAUGCACGCAUUAGAAUGGAGCGAGUAUUACAAAGCGCCGAAAACAAAGCAACAUUCUGUAGCAUUCUAUAACUUGGAACCUAAAUCAUUUAAAGUGGCGGCUGGUGAGAAGUUAGAAUUGACAAUAACUGGCCUUUCCCAUAAAGUUACGACUGUUAAAGAAAUGUGGUAUCUAGUAGGAAGUGUGGAAGGGAUAAAUAAGAAGGAAUUACUUCUCGAGUGUCAAAUCAUAGCAGAAUUCGUAGACCCAAAAAUAGAAAUUUCAUCAAAUGUUUUAGAUUUUCAGUAUGAUUACGGUCCAUAUAGCGAAUUUUAUAAAUUAACAGAUAUCGUUACAAUAAGAAACGUUUCAAAAUUACCCUUAGAUUUUGAUAUCAGUGUAAAACCGCCAUUUGCAAUCAUCCAUAAACAAACAACAUAUAAAGUAUUACCUGACGAGGAAAAUCUUUGUGGUUGUAUUUGCUAUACUGAAUCAGAUUUAAAUGUUCUUAAAAUGACAGACAGUGACCCUUACCAGUGCAAAAUAUUUAUGGACUAUUUAACUCUUAAACCAGUGGAUCCAUUACGGAAUGAACCUCUUCAUUUCUUUCAAGAUAUAAAUAAAAUAAAAUUGGCUUUUAAUUUGACACAUUCAAUCGAAGAACGAUUAGAAGAUCAAGAAGUUAUGAAGAUACAAGUUUUAUUUGAUACGACAAAACAUUUGUCGCUAAAAUCUCGUGUUUAUUGUGAUUUGUUACGAGUUAAAUUUAAGGGCCAUAAAAAUAAAGAUGUCAUUAAACUAAUUGGAAAAAUAAACUUUCCAAAUGUGCUCAUACUAACUCCGCGAAUAGAUUUUCAAUGCGUUCUUAAUGGAAGUAUUGAGAGUAAAACUUUUAAGAUACAAAAUGUGACGCCCUUACUCGUAUGCUAUCAAUUUAACUGGAAAAAAUAUUGUAUCUUGGAGACAAAACUGCCAGGUCGAUCCGCAGACACCGUCUACAAGAGUUCAACAGAAACUGAAGCUAGUACUGGUAGAAGUGGUGGUGAAUUGCAUGAAAUAUUAGCGUGUCGAACACCUGUGGGAUCAGCUGUUGAUAAUAUAGGCAAAGAGAUUAUUGAUAAAAGUUUAAUAUCGACUACUCAGAACGAAGUGCCUCUUGAAACGAUAUCAGUUCUUAAUGAAGAUAUAACACAAGACAUUAAGUUUAAAAAAUACAUAACAAUGAAGACUAUUACACCAAUGGUUGAUGUUGAUUACGAGUCUGAUUUUGAAUGGAUACAUAAGUUUUCAAAAAAAGAUAAAAGCCCAAUUUGUAUUAAUGACGUGCUACAGUUAAUCCCCCAUCGUGGGCUACUAAAACCUAAUGAGGUGGAAUUCAUUCAUGUAAUUUUUAGGCCUAAUGUAAAUAUGAAUAUUCGUGCUACUUUAGAGUGUGAAGUACUGGGUGGACCAGCUGAAAGUAUACUAGUUACCGGCCAAAGUUCGGAUUUGAUCUACAAACUUAACACAGGAAAGAUAAAUUUCAAAAUAAGGUCCUUUCAUGAAAAUGCCUUUGAACAAUUGAUAUUGACAAAUGUGUCACAACUGCCCUUCGAAUAUAAAACGUAUUUAAACGAACCGAAAUGGGAAAAUGAUUUAUAUGGUACCAUACUUAAUGUUAUUCCUGAUGGUAGAGUUUUAGAGCCAGAAGAGUUCAUUAGUGUUAACAUUGAAGUAAGACCUGGUGCCAUGGGUUAUUUUAGUAGUACCUUUGUGUUGGAAGUUGGUCAUCUUCCUUUUAUACCUAUUGAAGUUUUUGGAUGGGGUGUUAUACCACAAGUCUAUAUUUCAUUGCCGCGACCAGAAAUAGCCAAGCUAAGUCCAGAAGUUGGGUACCAAGCAAUUCCUACACUGACCGAAGAAUAUUUGGAGGCCAUUAAUGAAAUAUUUACGAAUCGCAUGACAGAACACCUAAAUUCACCAUUUACAGAAAAAUGUUUUGAAGACCCAAUGUUUCAGAAGGAUUGGUUUAUAUGUUCUACAUGGGAUGGAUACCCGUCUUCCAUGGACAUUGAACUCGCGAUUGAACGGAUGCUACUGAUAAAUUACAUUAAAUUACGACCAGACAUUCUAAAUGUCUAUUCUACUACAUCGAAAAUGAUACCGAUACCAGGUUUUCAGACAACACCGUACGUUAUUGAUUAUGGAGUUGUAAUAACUGGAAGUUGCGUUCACUGCUGUGUAGAUAUUAUUAAUUACGGACCUAUUGUCAUCAAACUACAUUUUGCGAAAGGGACCCAAGUUCCUAUAUGGCUCGGAUUAAAAUUGUGUGGAAAGUUAAAUCCAGGGGAAUCUGGAAAAUUAGAAGCCACAUUUUCUCCAACAUCAAACGAUUUUACGGAAUUAGAACAAAAUGUCGAAACUUCCUUUAAUAUUGACGUACCAUACGGCGUAACUAUUCCAGUUCAAAUAAAAGCAUUGUGUGCUGUUCCCUAUUUAAUGUCUAAUGUAAGAGCUAUCGACUUCGGUACAGUACGAUGCGGUGACAAAGUCAUAUCUUCCAUACCCUUAAAAAAUAUUGGAAAACCAACAUGCAUAUGGUAUGUGACUUUGAAGUCUAAAACACCAGGCCCUAAUCCUAUGAUAGUCCUUGAUAGUUCUGGAAAGUUUGAGCCAGGGGAAGGAGGCUGGCUUAGUAUAGCUUUUAAACCUAUCAUGGAGCUUCCGUACGAAGGUCUACUAAUUUUCAAAUUCCAUAUGAACCCAAAUCGAAUGACUAUACCGGUGUCGGGGCAGGGUAUUGUGCCACAGGUUCACAUUAUUGGACCGAAUGUUAGUUUCCCGCCAACUCUACCCUGGGCUGAAACCACAGAUAUUUAUUUUGGAUUGACGAACCCAUGUCCGUUUCCGAUAGAGCUCAUUGUGGCGCAUAGUGAUGUAAAAUCCAAGAAUGUUAAGGGUCCUGUAUCAAAGACCACUACACGAGAUAAUUUAAGUCCAAAAAAGGCACGAACUGAAGCUGAAAUUAUAAAUGAUAUUAUUGGCUCCUUAAAAGAAUCUAAAGUAGAUCCUUUGAAGGAAUGCAUCGCAGCUUACGAAGCUACAUCGACAGCUGAUGACCAAGCUGACAAUCAUGCUAAAGGAAUUUUAAUAUUCUUUCACGGUUCACCUUGUGAAGGAGAUCUAAAUUUCGUUCUAAGCGACAAUGAAAAAUUUAACUGUAUGGUUUUAGAAAUAAAUUGCCAAGAGAUGGCCUAUUCAACGGGCAAAGCACUUGGAAUUCCUACAGUCAACAUUGACAUGUGCGUUGUGGAAGCAUUAUGUACAAGCACUUGUAACGCAAAACAGGUCAUACUAAAUGCAGUUAAUGAAAUGUUCGAUGUGAUACAUAAAUUUAAAGGGGACGAUGAGAAAGAAGCAGAAAGUGAAGAUUUGUUUAAAGAAACUGAUGACGAAUUCGACAUAGUAUGGAAGAAAAUAGAGUUUUUGGCGAAUAGUAAAAACAUAGCAACUCCGCGAUCAAAAGCAAGUGAUAAAAAGAAAAAGAGAUCUUCAACAUCUUCUAUAACUUCACAUUCAGCAGUAGGAGCUAUGGGAUCCACUACAAUGUUUCAAAUGGAUUUAACAACCGAACUCUUAACGGACUUCUUUAAGCAUCCAAAGUUUAACCGAGGGUUCAUCGUGGAUACAUUAACGAGUAUCGUUUUCAAAAGUCCACCUUUAACACUUACUUCCGUCAUUAAGUGUAAAAGUAAUAUAUGGAAUAUACAUUUAGUGUUGUGUCAAUCAGAUUUCACGAAAUGGGCUCAAAGCCAUGAGGAAACGCUGCGAGAACAUGAACAAGUAGAUGAAAACGCAUCCAAGAUUUACGACGAGACAGAAAUAGAAAAUAUUAUAGAUAGCUUUGAAGACAUGGAUGAAAAUGAAUUUGAAAAUGCUAAUCCGGAACAUAAAUCCAUUUAUAUUACAUAUGGCUUAGAAGACAGAAGGAGGCAAUACUAUGAAAAACAAGGAAACCCAGAUGACUUCGUCAAACUAGAAAAGAGUGGUCGAGAUCGCAGUAAAUCAUUACUGGUUAUUGAUAAUGAAUCGAAGAAAAAGAUGAAAAAGGAAGAUACUAAAGCGAAACCCACCAGUGAAUAUUUAUUAAUGAGCACAAAAUACAAUGAAUACUCCAAAAAUACUUACGAGAAUUUAGUCAAUAUCGCGAAUAAUUGGAUAAUAGAAGAGGGUGAAGUGGGUUUUCCAUUGUACGGCUUUAGUGGUCAAAUCGUUGGAUCGUCUCAUAAGAAAUUGAAGAAAAAAUCUGAAAUUCAACUUCAGACUUCCGAAGUCAGUAUUUGUGAGAGGGGAUUUCCGUUGACUCUAAUAUACUGUCCAUGUUUACGUUAUAAGACAGCGAUCGUUAACAUGUUUUUGGGGUCUGAGUUGGUUCAGGACGCAUUACGCGAGGAUAAAGAGCAUGAUAUAUUGAAUUGUCCGAUUAAUUUGAAAGAGUUUACGGUUCUCUUGCCAAAAACCUUUCCUUUGAUGAACCAUGAAGACCCGUUACGUUGGAAAUAUUUGGACGAAUCGCCGAUUAAAAAAUGUGAAUGUAAUCCUCUUACGGAUUUAAAUUUGUUGGAUGAUACGUCACAGGAUAAUGUGCUAAAUAUACUCUCUAAAUGGCAUUGUUCUUGUGGUAAAAAGGUUACAUCCUCUCAGACAUCGACAAGUGAAAUACCAUCUAUGUCCAUCGACAAAACAUCGGAAGAUAAUCAAGAAGAGAUGUAUCCGUUACCUCUUCAUAGUGUUAAGUGUACUACAGAGCGUGAUAGCCGAAUAGUCCUUGAGCCUGGUGAUCUCGUGAGAUGCAAAUAUUCGUUCAGUCCACAAUACGAAGGAAAUUACGCUGUCAAACGCUUUGUCGAAGUCAGUGGAUGGCCAGCCUCGAGAAUAGAUAUAAAUGUUUCGGCAAUUUGCGAUUUACCAAGGUUGGAUAGUCGUCCAAAGAAAAUGUUUGAGAACUUCGUUCGUCGCUCGGUAGAAGACAAAGUUUACAAAGUGACUUAUAUUGACGAUCAAAAGUUAUUCGAGUUUGGGCCUAUAUUUAUUGGUGUCAACAGAAUAUAUGAAGAGCAAUAUUCAAUUGAAUUGCGAAACUCCUCACUAAUAACAGCCGAUGUCAUUGUUGAAUUUUUGGAAGAAACGAGCGUAUUUCAAAUUGAUAAAACAUUUGUUAAUUUGGAGCCUGGAUGUCGAGAAAAAGUGACCGUGUCUGCAGCACCGGCUGAUUUAGGAAUACAUACGAGCGUUCUACUAUUUUGUGUCAAAGAUAAUCCAGAAAUAGUUACAGUUAAAAUUGCUUGUAACGGUGUCGUUCCUGUGGUCGAAAUACUGCCUUUGACAAAAUCUAUUGAAUACGGUCGCCAUUUGCUAUAUCGAAAAGAAGACGAUAGAUUUAUCGUUAAAAAUGAUUCGAUUUUACCCAUUAUGUGGCAAAUUCACAACCCGCAAGACUUCGUUGAAGAUUUUAUAAUCGCUCAGACAUCGGGUAUUGUACAACGACAGGAUAAUCAAGUUGUGCCAGUUACAUAUAUCGCCUGUAGAGUAGGCGUAAUAUCGCACAGGGCCCUUACAGUUGAUAUAUAUGAUGCUGAAGGAAGAGGUAAUCCAAUGAUAGUUGAUGCAUUACAUUUAUCCGCGGAAUGCUACGAUGUUAUGGUAGAAUGUGCAUAUGAAAAUCCCAGUGAAAAUUUCCUUAAUUACGGAAACGUCAAAGUCAAUUCCACGGUUGUUCAGGAAAUGUAUCUUUUGAAUAGAGGAAAAUAUAAUAUUUUCUACAAGUUAAAAAAGGUCAAGAAUUUCCCUGAGCCAUCAUUAUUAAAGUCAUUUGAAGCGAUCCCCGAGUGCGGUGUUGUACCUCCCACAGUAAAAUUAAUUAAUAUUGAAUUUGAAUGCACGCCCACGACAUCCAUGAAUUUAGUCAACGUCCCUGCCUAUAUUUGCUCGUUGCUGGACGGAAGCAAAAAUCAGGUGGUGGUUGCGAAGUUUCCGGUUUGCGUGACCAUUGCAUCGUUUUAUAAUACAUUUACAUUAUUUCCUCUCGGAGAAUUGAAUUUCCAUAUAAUACCAGUUGGUAGUGGAGUGAUGAGGGAAGUAAUAUUAAAUAACACAAGCAAAUGUCCAAUAACAUACGAAAUAAUUUUACCUGAGCAAUAUCAGUUGGACCCUGACGCUCAACCUGCAGCCAAACUUAAGGAUAAUAAGAUCAAGAAUCCACCAUUGAAGUGUGGAAACUUCUUCAUAAUGAAUGAUGACAACCUCCUUGCGCCGGGAACUAGUAGAACACUUCAGAUACAGUUUAUGGCAACGGCGGCAAGGACCUUUGAAGAGACAAUUAAUUUUAUUAUAAGCGACACAUGCCCAGCGGAAGCGUGUGGUGUGCCACUCAGAUUAGUAGGCACAGGCGCCAUGCCAACAUUAGAUUUUUGGAAUAUCGAAACAACUUUUAGAGAACAUUUGAUUGUGAAAUGUCUUUCGGAUUAUAAAGUGCCUGAGCAAUACAGGGCGGUGUUGGAAAUAAAACUUAAGCUUCUCGAUAAUCAAGAGAAGUCUUUCAAAGUAUGCUUGAUCGGUGAUGGUGUUAUACCAAGAAUGCGUUUAUUAUAUCCACAACUUCGCCACCAUAGAAUAGCCCUGCUACAUUUCCCUGUUACGUGUUUGGGAUCGAUAACUAAACAACAAAUUCGCUUUAAGAACAUAAGCUCGGUGAAAAGCAAGGUAAAGGCCGACGUGUUCUGUCCGCAUAAAGAAGAGAGGCCCAUAUUCUGGAUAACUUCAAACUUUAGUAAUUUUGAUAUGGACUACGACGCUAAAGAUAUGAUGUCUUCGUCAUUAACGUUAACAUUGUGUCCUAAGGAAGUUUGUACUAUACAUAUUCACUUUAAUCCAAUUCGUAAAGGAAGGGUCUCGUGCGAUGUUAAGCUCACGAUAUUUGAAAAUCCUUACGAAUUUUUUGUUGUAUUAUGUGAAGCUGAAGCUUUUAUGGAGGAUGUAAUAAUAGUGGGUCUUGAGAUGCUCUCCAUGGAGUUGGACCUCGAUGCCUUCAAGUCUGGUGAAGGUACUGUAUCGACUGCAUCUACCUCAGACACUCGAAAGAAAAGCAAGAGUGCGGCAGUUCCCAAAAAGUCAAAAAUAGAUAUAAAGAAAAGUAAAAGAAUAUCGCAAGCAUCGGUGAAGCAUAGUGAUACCACGAGUAGUGUUGAGCACUCAUUGCAAAAAUAUUUACUUGACUUUGAGGGCUGUGAAUUAUUUGCGAUUAAGAAACGGACAGUUAUAAUGGUAAACAAUUCGGAGAAACUAUACAGGUUCAGUUGGGAAGAAUCUGAAUUGGUUGUGGUUAAACCUUCCAUUGGUUACAUAUCACCCGGAGAAGAAAAAGACUUGGAAAUAAUUUUCUUCUCUCCCAAGCCAAUUGUAUUAAAAAAGGAAUUCUUAUACGUUACAUUGAUGGGAGUUAUUGACGAUUCCUUAACAAUGGAUAUAAAAGGAUCAACUUGGGAUAACAGACAGACUGUGACUGCUUUUGAUCAUAAUGAAUAUGUAGGUGUCAACGAAAGAUACCAAGCCGUAAUCGACGAACAGUUUCACAUAUCACCUGAAAACGCGUUAGAUAUAAUACAAAUGGUUGUGGUUUAUUCUGCGACGGCCGAGUAUACUAAAUACAGUUGUGAUUUGAAGGAGGAAUUAAAUAUGAACGAUACGUUUAUAUAUCAAACAAGAACAGUUAAUUUCAAAGUGUGUAACACAAGCAAAGUACCAAUGAAAAUAUUGUGGAACUUCGUUAUUGACGACGAAUUUCCGUCACGGAUUGAUAAAGAAAAAACUGAACUGAAACCUACUCAGGAUGACGAAAAGGAUAUAGUCGAAGCAAGUCAAAUUACAUUAUUUAGCGAAAAGAGCAGCAGAGAGAGCGUCGAUACGUGGUUUGAAGUCGACCUGCCGUUCGCAAUAGAACCUCCUAAACAAUGCUUAAAGCCAAAUCAGAGUUGUAAAUUCAAAAUAACAUUUGCACCGCUAGAUGCAUUUUCAUAUAAAGUGAGGCUAAAGAGUUUUAUUGAAAAUAUGGACCCAUAUGACCAAAAUAUAUCGUGUAAGAUAUCAGCGAAAUCUUUGGUCCCGUAUGUGCACUUGGAUAUUGAAGAGAGUGAUUAUUUGACUUCCGGAAAACGGAAAGGUGCCAUUGCACUUCCGCCGCACGUCACUGUGUUAGAAUUCAACGUGUUGGGAUCCGGAUGCUAUAAAAAAGCCUUCAAUGUUAUAAAUCCUACGAAUGAGGGCUACGAAUUUAUAUUCGAAAUGCUCAUUUCGGAAAAACCAGAGCUGGUUCCCGUACACUGCAAUAAGCUUAAGGGUUUUGUAGAUGGUGGAACAUCUACGGAAGUCGAGUUCACUUUUGCACCAACUGCUCCAGGGAUUUAUGAGUCACAGUGGAAGUUUCUUAUCCCCGUUCAUUCGAUAGUGAUGAACCUACUCGUCGUUGGAAUUGUAAGAGAGCCUGACGUGUUGUUCGUCCCAACUAUAUUAUUGAUACGUAACUCGUUAGUGGGAUUUACUUCGGAAAAUGUUGUUAUUUUGAAAAACAACGAAAAUGAAUCGUUGAACUAUGAGUUUAAAGGGAAUUCACUUUGCAAUGAAUCGGGUAAAACACCAGUUGUAGUUGAGCCAGAGAUGGGUGUUUUAAGAGCUCGAUCUGCGACCGAAAUCAGAAUUAUUUACACGCCAAUACAAGAUGGACCUCUGUCGUUUAAAAUAUUCUGCAAUAUCCAAUAUUUGACGACAGUUCUAACCCUCUGUGUCAACGCACUCAGCCAUUCGAUUAAACCGAAAAUUUUGUAUUAUUUGAUUGGGAAUGAACAUGUUUUGAACUCUGAUGCAAUAACGAAUAUUCAUCUUGAUCAGACUGCCUCAACAUACCAAAGGACAAUACCGUUUACAAUAAAAAACGACGGCUCCGCCACGUUUUUCUUCGAGUGGCAGUACACCUGUAGCGCAGUUAAGAAAUAUUUACAAGUGAGCGUUGAGCCUAACUCUGGACACGUGAAGCCGGGAGGAGAAGUCGACUGUACGGUGUACUUUACACUUAAACAAGUCCCGGUGCAAGCUUUUCCUAUGACAUUAUCGAUUUCGGACGGACCAGAAUACAGCAUAUUGCUUCAUGCGGAAAUAUCAAAACCGACAUACCACUUUUCAUGUAUGGACUUUGAUUUUGGCAAGUGUAUCGUAAACGCUCCGGAUUCGACAUACAAAAAGAAUAUAGCCUUCGAAAACGAGGAUACAUCACCUAUAAUUUUAGAUUUGAAUUUCUCGAACAUACCGGAGCUUUUUGUAUACUACCAAGAGGAGACACACAUAGAACCUGGACGAAGAAUGAAGAUAUCGAUAUUUUUCCGACCAAAGCAAGUUAAACUAUACGAGUUCAAACUUCACUUUUGGGUAAACUCAUUGUGCGAAGAAAUCGUUACUAUUAAAGGAGAAGGAGUUCCUCUCUUAUAUGAUCUGUAUGAGGGUUGCCAAAAAAGUUUUGACCUAGGAGCGGUGAAAGUAGGAGACAAAAUCUUACGACAAAUUGAAGUUAUGAAUCAUAGCAAAGUGUCGAUAGAUGCCACUUUCAUUUUUAAAGAUAUUUAUGGUGUGACUGAUGAUGAUACGAAGUCAGAGGGGACUAGCGUGUGUCUGAGUCCCAGUACCGUCUUACCUCCUAAUGCCGAGGGAGAACUAUCCAGAGGAAAAAUGUUGCAACAAUUCAAAGAUGAAAAAAUAAAAGAGCAAAUAUCUAUGGAUGUUCAAAAUGCCCUUAGUUCAUUGAAAGUUAUACCGAACAAGUGUACAAUAAAGCCACACAGAAAAGUACCGAUAAAAAUUCAGUUCAAACCCAUUGGAAUGAUUAGCAAUCUUAACGUACAGUUGAACAUGAAAGUUUUUCACUUCGAGAGGCCGUUAGUGCGUUUGAGUGGCUGCGCAACCGGCAUGAGUCUAAGCUUUAGUCAAAAUUCUUUACAAUUUGGUCGAGUUCGGAAACGGGGUUGCAAGAUUCUUAAGGUUAUGUUGCAGAAUAAAGGUGAUUUCGGUGCAAGGUUUUGGUGGCAGCCACUUAAAUCGGAUGAGUUUCAAAUAUCACCGAGCCAAGGAACAAUCGCCGCACGCACGAAUGUCACAUUUACUAUUACAUUUCGUCCUGUGAAACAUAAUCCCUUUAUUAAAGUAUGGGCCAGCUGCAAUAUCGAAAACUAUCCGCCUCUCGAAUUAGCACUGUACGCAACAUGUGUGGAUAUAGGAAACAUUCAGAACAAAUCUUUGUAUCUAGAAUGUCCAGUGAGAGAAGUGCAAACCGAAUAUAUUAUAGUUACUAACCCUUCCGACGACAUGUGGCUAGUGCUGUCGGAAAUCUCUGGCGGGCCGUUUGAGACAUUGAAAGAGUUUCAAGUGGAACCAAAUUCCACCUUCGAAAUACCUGUAUACUUCAAACCAAAAUCCAUUGGCAAACAUGAGAGUCAAGUUUUAUAUUCACCAUUGGGUGAGAGUGCUCUCUUUGUGACAUUAAUUGGCGCUGCAAUGCACCCUAAUCCAAACGGAACGAUUAAUAUCUCAGUGUCGGCAAAAGAAUUUCAUACUGAGGAACUGUUUGUUUAUAACAUUACCGAGUUUCCAGAAGAAUACGUGGUAUCCUCGGAAAUUGUAAAAAUAAUACCGGACAAAUUCGAAGGGCAUUAUGAAAUUAAACAUCCCGAUACAAUUAAAGUCUGGGGAGAAGCGGCCGCUACUUGUCGGUGGACGAUAGUUUGUUACGAGGAGUGCGAGAUACAGGUCAAGGUAAUCUUCGUAAACGUGACGACACGCGAAUACCAAUUCUACAAUAUUAUAGUAACCGUAAACCCUAGUAAAAUCGUGGAUACUCUCACUUUUGUAUCCCGCGCCCGGGAGUCAGUUCAAAUGGAGAUUUCAGUGAAGAACCCAUUGUCUACGGACGCAGAGUUUCAGAUACGAUCUGAUAAAAUAAACUGCUCUGACAAAUUGAUUGUGCCCAAAAAUUCUUCGACUGUUCUUUUGAUGACGUACUCGCCUUUAGUAGUGGGAGAGUCAGAGGACUUUUUAGAAGUUACCAACAAUUUAGUUGGUUCAUAUAUUUAUGGAGUCGUAUUGAAAUGUCUGCCUGCUAAGGAAAAGUGUUUGGAGUUUUCCACACCAUUAGGCACUUCGAUACCAUUACGUUUGAGGGUACAAAAUAAAACUGAUGCGAAAACUGAAUUUGUUGCAACGGUGUCCCAUCCAUCAAUAUUGCUGGAGCGAGAGUAUACAUUGUCUGCGUUUGAGAAGGGAAAGUUCAAAGCUAUCUUCGAACCGACGGAGAUGGGCGUUCAACAUUGUAAAGUGUCUUUCAAUUCUGCCGUCGCUGGGGAAUUCGUGUUUAAGAUAAAAGGAACCGCCACUACCCCUAAGCCUCAAGGCCCGUUUGAGAUAAAGGCUGGCGGAUUCGCGAUGAUCUCAUUCAAGAAUGUAUUUCAAGACCAUCGGAUGUUCAAAAUAAAUGUCGAUAGAGAAGACUUUUAUGUUAAAACAUUGUAUGAACCUAUAAAGUCUAAAAAGGAUAUAAAGUUUCCCGUAUAUUUGAAUGAACAUAUUGUCUCUGGCGAAUACCCAACCGGUUGUCUGACCAUAGAGACGUAUGAACCGGCCGAUCCGAAGGUGCAGUGGACAUUCUUCCUUCAAGGAGUCCCGUGAUUUGAUAAUAUUAUUAAAUAUUUUUUAUUGCAAA